Molecule: messenger RNA, 201 nt
Organism: Caenorhabditis auriculariae
Lineage: Eukaryota; Metazoa; Nematoda; Chromadorea; Rhabditida; Rhabditidae
Source: the annotation of a GenBank genome assembly
AUGAAAACCGCUUCGCGGGUCGGGGCGCUCCGGGGCGCGUCGCGGUCGGGUCGGGGCGGCCUCGGCCAGGGUCGCCCCGACUUGAGAACAGCUCUGCUAGAGAGUACACGGCGUCCGUGUUCGAGCCCCACGAUCACCGCCGUGCCCGUACAAGCGAAACUGAGGGAUUUACUUGUGGAAGAGCGAGGAGAAGGACCGUAA